Messenger RNA from Penicillium antarcticum, 339 nucleotides. RefSeq lists its product as uncharacterized. The record is from RefSeq and is a predicted model, not a curated record. Bases 1 to 339 code for a protein of 112 amino acids. Lineage: Eukaryota; Fungi; Ascomycota; Eurotiomycetes; Eurotiales; Aspergillaceae. The transcript has 2 exons.
AUGCGGUGGGGUAGCUUCACCCUGGAUUCAGAGGUUACACUAUGGGCGGUCUCCAAGAUGGGAAGCAAAUCUCCCAGAAAGGCUCAGGAUUGGUUUGGGACCAUAGUUGAGUUUGUGGCCUUGAAGGAGUUGAGAAUGCCGGUGCGUCAUAUUUUGGACUCUACGGUGGGUAAGGAGCCUAAUCUAGCUCUGAGCGAGAUCCUCCCGUCUGGUCUUGCGGUCCUCGUUCUUACCAAGGCUGAUUUCGUUGAUUAUUCUUUGCUUGGGGGACAGCUGAGGCGCCUGUUGGAUGUCAGAGAGCGGCAGUUUUCUUCUUUGCGGAAUACUGCUGACGUUUAA